This is a messenger RNA of Penicillium canariense, 1260 nucleotides long. RefSeq names its product aspartate aminotransferase. The record is from RefSeq and is a predicted model, not a curated record. The transcript is spliced from 4 exons. Gene Ontology annotation, biological process: L-aspartate biosynthetic process. Lineage: Eukaryota; Fungi; Ascomycota; Eurotiomycetes; Eurotiales; Aspergillaceae. The coding region runs from base 1 to 1260 and encodes 419 amino acids. Gene Ontology annotation, molecular function: L-aspartate:2-oxoglutarate transaminase activity; pyridoxal phosphate binding. Gene Ontology annotation, cellular component: cytosol.
AUGGGUUCCAACGGCAAUCCAUCCGUCUUCACCCCGGCCACGGUCGCCGCGGCCCCCGAAGACCCUCUCUUUGGCCUCAUGAAGGCCUAUCGCGAAGACCCCUCUGAUAAGAAGGUCGAUCUGGGCAUCGGUGCGUACCGCGACAACAACGCGAAGCCCUGGAUUCUACCCGUCGUAAAGAAGGCCGAUGACGCUAUCCACAACGACCCCAGUCUCAACCACGAAUAUCUCUCCAUCGGCGGGUUGGCCGAUUUCACCUCGGCCGCGCAGAAGCUCAUCGUCGGCGCUGACAGCCCCGCGAUCAGCGAGAAACGGAUCUGCUCCCUGCAGACCAUCUCGGGGACCGGCGCCGUCCACCUGGGCGGCCUGUUCCUCUCCAAGUUCCACCCCGCGCAGCCCACGCCGACCAUCUACCUCUCCAACCCAACCUGGGCCAAUCACCACCAGAUCUUCACCAAUGUCGGCCUCACGCUCGCCAAUUACCCCUACUUCUCCACCAAGACCAAGGGUCUGGACUUCGACGGCAUGCUAGGCGCGCUGCGGGCAGCGCCGCUCGGCUCGAUCGUCCUCCUGCACGCGUGCGCGCACAACCCCACCGGCGUCGACCCCUCGCAGGAGCAGUGGAAGCAGAUCGCCGAGUUGAUGCGAGAGCGCCACCAGUUCCCCUUCUUCGACACCGCCUACCAGGGCUUCGCGUCCGGCGAUCUCACCCGCGAUGCGUGGGCCAUCCGCUACUUCGUCGAGCAGGGGUUCGAGCUGUGCGUCGCGCAGUCGUUCGCGAAGAACUUCGGUCUGUACGGUGAGCGCACGGGCGCGUUCCACUUCGUCUCGGCGCCUGGCGCCGACGCGUCGACCGCCAGCCAGCAUAUCGCCAGCCAGCUGGCCAUCCUGCAGCGCUCAGAGAUCUCCAACCCGCCGGCGUAUGGCGCCCGCAUUGCCAGCCGGGUGCUGAAUGACCCCGUGCUCUUCGCGGAGUGGGAGGAGGAUCUGCGGACGAUGAGCGGGCGCAUCCAGGAGAUGCGCCGCGGUGUGCGUGAGCGGUUGGAAAAGCGUGGCACGCCGGGCACAUGGGAUCACAUUACGACCCAGAUUGGCAUGUUCAGCUUUACUGGGCUGAGCGAGACCCAGGUGAAGAUUCUGCGGGAUAAGUGGCACGUCUACAUGACCAAGAACGGCCGUAUCUCCAUGGCCGGGUUAAAUACACAUAACCUGGACUACUUCGUCGAGGCGAUCGACAGCGUGGUCCGCGAGACCUCGUAA